CAUGGGCAAGUCUUGCAAAGGCUUGUUUGAUGAAUUGGUUCGAUGUCUUAGCAACUCGGACUGUGUAAAGAAUCAUCCUGAUAGGAAGACAGCGUUGAAGGAUUGUGCAAAAAGUAAUGGUAGUGAUGUUUCUGAUUAUUGUAAAGGAGUGCGGGACUCUUAUUACAAAUGUCGUCGGGCAGCUUUUGAUAUGAGAAAAAGAAUUUCCGGAGUACCAGGCUAUUAGUUGAAGAAAUUGAUUGAAGUUUUAUGGAAACAAAGCAACAGUUACUAGGGUUUGUUAGGAAGUUUGGAGAGCAGCCAACAGUUUGGAACUUUGGUGAUAGACUAGUGAAUAAACACUGUUGUAUAGUGUCAUAGAACGAAAGAACUUGUUACAACGUGAAUAAUAUUGAAGUGUUUUCAAGCAAUCGUCCUUUACGGUAUAGUUGGAAUCCCUAGUGACAUCUUUCAAGGAGUAAUAUAGUAUUUCAUUUGUUGUUUGUUUCAACAAACACGUUAGUUGUCCAAAAAUGCUAUACGUAAAAUAUAGAAGCAACUAGUAUCCUGCACUCACUUUUGCAAACAACUAUCAAAUACUGGAAACAUUCUCAAUAGCCUAACUGUGAUAUAUGAAGCAAUGGUCUGACGAUUGCACACUCAAUAUAUGCCUUUAUCUAGUUUUCUACAAAAGUUUUGACUCAUUUCCAAAGCAAUAUUUAUCUCAAGCUUUCAAAGGAUCAAGGUAACAUAUAAAAUAGUAAAAGAUUUCUUACAAAAUGAAGCUGCUCCAACCAAUCCAGUUGUGUGGUGUUCACGUGUUGGAUAUCGAAUCCAUAAUAUGGCUGAAUGGUUCUCCUGCUUGUUCCGAAAAGUU
Molecule: messenger RNA, 856 nt
Organism: Galdieria sulphuraria
Lineage: Eukaryota; Rhodophyta; Bangiophyceae; Galdieriales; Galdieriaceae
Exons: 2
Coding region: 2-226 (74 amino acids)
Biological process (GO): mitochondrial respiratory chain complex IV assembly
Cellular component (GO): mitochondrion
Source: RefSeq, a predicted model, not a curated record